This is a messenger RNA of Antechinus flavipes (yellow-footed antechinus), 2417 nucleotides long. RefSeq names its product chromosome 3 C3orf38 homolog (gene C3H3orf38). The transcript has 3 exons. Bases 400 to 1563 code for a protein of 387 amino acids. Lineage: Eukaryota; Metazoa; Chordata; Mammalia; Dasyuromorphia; Dasyuridae. The record is from RefSeq and is a predicted model, not a curated record.
UUCUUUUUUUUCUUGGGCUCUGGGGUGAACGUGGGUGAACGGACUUAGACUAUUAUGAGUUUGGAAGAACCAACACAUGCACAUACACACAGGACUGUAGGAUCUAAUCAGAAAGUUCACUCCCGUACGUACAUCUCUGACGUCGAUUACUUUUCCUUCCGGGGUAGCUUAUUUCCUGUCAAUGCCGCGCUUCCUGCGUAAAAGGUCCCAAACAAUCCAGGUCCCAAACAAUCCGUGUGAACUGCUGGGGCAUGGGAACAGCCCCAAGUUUAAUGAAUUGAAGCGCAGGGCUUUAUCACCCGGAACUUCGAAUUAAGCUCUCAUGUCCCUGGGAGGUCACCACUGACUGAAGUUCCGGACAUCUCGGCGCAUGGCAUAUAUGGGAAAAGAUUUGUGCGCAUGGCGCGGAGGGAGGGGAGAAGAGAGACGAGGAAGCGCUUCCGGUUACAGUUGCUAAGGUGGCUGCUUGCACGACUGUCUCCCUCCGCAUUCCCCCGUCCGGGGGUCAACAUGUCGGGGCUCAACAAGAUAGAGCUGGAGGGCUGUCGUGACCUGCUAGGCCUAAUGGAAACUUCCGAAAUCCUCGCGCUAUGCGACACCAUCACCAACCGCCUGGUUCAGCCCCAGGACCGCCAAGAUGCCAUUCGUGCAGUAUUAGCUUAUAGUCAAAGUGCUGAAGAACUUCUGAAGAGAAAGAAAGUAUACAGAGAAAUCAUAUUUAAGUAUCUAGCAAUGAAAGGAGUGAUUGUACCUCCAGCUUCUGAAAAGCACAAUCUUAUUCAAUAUGCCAAAAAUCACUGGAACAAGCCAGAGUUGAAGGUGAUGGAGGAAACACUGGAGAAAGUUCCAAGUACAGAAGACACCAUACUAUGUGAACAAGAAAAAAGAGAAAAAACCCCUGAACAAUUUGAUGAUUGUUACAAAUUAGGAGAAGAAUUCUGCCAGUGGUUCUUUGAGCUUCUCAACUCUCAGAAUCCUUUCUUUGGACCACCCCAAGAAAAAUGGGGACCACAGCACUUUUGGGAUGAUGUCAAGCUAAAAUUUUGUUACAACACAUCAGAACAAAAUGUGAUAGACUAUCAUGGUUCAGAACUGGUGAGCCUUCGUUUACUAUCUCUGGUGAAAGAAGAGUUUCUAUUUCUUAAUCCCAACUUAGAUUGCAAUGGAUUGAAGUGUGUAUCCUCUCCACAUGGAUUAGUUGUAGUUGCAGUUGCUGGCACUGUCCACCGAGGCAGUAUGUGUUUAGGCAUCUUUGAACAAGUAUUUGGCCUCAUCCGCAGCCCUUUUCUAGUAAACACUUGGAAAAUAAAAUUUGUCAAUCUGAGGAUUGUUGGACAGAAUUCCCUUGAACCUGGAGUGACAUUGGAGAAGCCUUCAAUUACAUUGGAAUCCAAAGAAUUAGAAUUACUAUAUAAUGGAAAUGGAGCAACAUGUAGUAGAAAUGAAGCAUUGCUUACUGAAACCCCUGUUUUAUGUAGUGGAAGUGGAAACCAGGCCCUAUGUCAUGAAAAUGAGGCAUCACGUAACACGUAUGAGUUGGAAUUACCUAAUUUAAAACACUGAGUACUGUAUGUCAAAUUAAAAAAAACCUUUUUAUUCAGAACCUCUUCAGCUUAUGCUGUACCAAUAUUGCUCAGAUGAUUUCAGGCUUGCAGGGUUGGCAUAUUUUAGUUAGGAUACUGUUGUUGACUACAAACUAAAAUUUUAUGUUGAUGCAAUAUCUCUUUCCACUUCAGUUUGGACAAAUAUUAUGAGAUCUUGAUCCCAUUCACCAAAUAAAUUUCACUUUAGAUUUCAUGACUAAUAAUGUGCCUUAGAAAUCAAGCAAUAUUUUCAUUUUAUUUUGCAGAAAUUCUAAUUCUUCUUUCUAAAUGUUUACUUUGUAAUAGAAAAAAGGGUACAAUAAUUUGCAUAAUUUCCUUCUAAUUCUUAUUUUAGAAAUAUUUUAUUGAGCAGCUAUUACAAAAUAGAAUAUAUAGUUGUAAUGGAAAUCAUACCCUCUUGAGUUGGUAACCUUAAUGCAAAAUCAAAUACUUGAUAAACUCUUGUAUUUAAUUGUAUUUAAGGAAAAAUGCCAGUGAUUUAUUAUGUGGCGGCUAUUCAUUGUACAAGUUAUAUACCUUUCAAAAACAUCAAAAUGUAUUUUCCCAACCUAUUCUGGCACUGGCAAAUGUUAAUUUCAAAAUGAGCUAACACUGAACCUAAUUUAUGCCUACUUGAUAAAAGAUGUGUCUUUUCACUACACUUUUGAAAAUUCCUAUUGCAAAGUCAUCUUGAUUGGUGUAAGUUUUUUUUUUUUUAAUAGUAAAUUUCAGUCAGGUGUUUUUUGUAUUUAUUGAUAUUUUUUCCCUGCUUAAUUUUUUUACUUGAUUUGGAUUAUACACUUCAAUUGCCAGGAAUAAAUUAAUGAAAAUAGA